CCGACAGUUUGACUAUCCACUGGGCAAUUGCCUGCAUAACAACUCUGACUUUCGUUUAUCCACAUCUUUACUACAUAAUAAUGCGCUCCUUGAACUGCGAAACCAUGUUACUGAACGGCCAUUAACCAUUCUUGUUUUUCACUCUUUAGCUCGCUCACCGCCUAAACUGCGCUCCUCCGCUCCGAUUUUCUCCACCACUGAAGGAACAUUCUGAAGGAACAUUCUGAAGGAACAUUCUGAAGGAACAUUCUGAAGGAACAUUUGCUCCACCAUGUCCACAGCCAAACUCCUCCCUCGCUCUCGUCCUCUCCCCUCUCUGUCCCGUCUCAAUCUCCAUCAAUCUCCCCGACGAACCUUCCUCCCGAACCCCUCCGCCAUCCUCUCCCCGCUCACCAGCGGUGCCCCCCAAACCCUCACGACAACCCGCACCCUGCCCUAUCCCUCUACACCAAUAUACACAGUAAUAUCCGACAUCCAAUCGUACUCCCAAUUCCUCCCCUACUGCCUCUCUUCCACCGUCACCAAAUGGUCCGCCCCAGACAAAACAUACAAUAAGCGUUGGCCCAGCGAGGGCAAGUUAGAAGUGGGAUGGAAAGGUAUCACCGAGUCGUUUACCACGCGCGUCUUCUGCAUACCGGGCCAAGUCGUCGAGAGUAUCGGCGGGUCAGCAGUAUCGAGUCUUCCGUCGCAUGCGAUAGCGCAUCAUACAACAGAACAGGAGCGAAGGCAUGCGGGAGAAGAGGAGGAGCGACUAUUGUCGCAUUUGCUGUCGAGAUGGGAGCUUACGCCGCUGGGACAAAAUGCGAUGAAGGUGACCUUGGCGCUGGAAUUCGCGUUUGCGAACCCGAUUUAUUCGGCACUGAGUGCGGGCGCGGCACCUAAGGUAGCGGAUAUCAUGGUCAAGGCAUUUGAAGAUAGGGUGAGGGAGGUGGUGGAGCGGGAUCCGGGGCUGCUGCGUAGGAGGUUAGGGGACGUGGAAGCAGGGGCUGGGUGUCCAAGUUGAGACGAUGGCUGAAGAGAGGGAUUUGAGGACCAUGCUGUACCGCACUUGUUGCUCACUUCCGAGGUUCAAGUAAAGGUUAGACGGCAAGGGCAGUCAGAGGGCAAGAUAUGUUCGUAUUGUAUGAGUGUUUUGAGAGUGGGGAGGAUAUGUAACAUAACGAAGCAGAGCAUUUGGACAUAUAGUCCAAGGGUAGCGAUAGAGAAUAUAGUGCAGGAUAGUUCUGCUUAUAGAAGUUGAUUAGAAUACAUAGAAUUAGAA
This is a messenger RNA of Westerdykella ornata, 1261 nucleotides long. RefSeq lists its product as uncharacterized. Bases 272 to 1003 code for a protein of 243 amino acids. The record is from RefSeq and is a predicted model, not a curated record. Gene Ontology annotation, cellular component: mitochondrion. Gene Ontology annotation, biological process: ubiquinone biosynthetic process; cellular respiration. The transcript has a single exon. Lineage: Eukaryota; Fungi; Ascomycota; Dothideomycetes; Pleosporales; Sporormiaceae. Gene Ontology annotation, molecular function: ubiquinone binding.